ACGACUGUAAAAAAUAUUUCUGUUAUGCCUUUAUCAGACUUUAUAUGGUCAGUGCAGACACACACCAAUGGAAUUAAAAGAAAGAUCUCUGGUGAUGCCUGUUCUCAACAAUCUUUGGAACAACAAAGUAAAAAAUGCAGAGUUAUUUCCCCUUCUGGUGAUUUCAACGUAUGUGAAAUGGACGAUGAAAAUCAUAAUGAGAUGUCAUCACAGAACUACAACAGCCAAUUACACAAUGACAGAUCUGAGUCAGAAUCUCAAACUGUACUUAGGCUACAGGGACAGCAGCAAUUGACAUGUCCUAGUUUCCUAGCAUCUCAACCAGACGGUCAAGGAUUUUUAUCUCAACAACCAUCUGUUCAAGGAUUUAUAUCUCAACAACCAUCUGGUCAAGGAUUAUCUCAACAACCAACUGGUCAAGGAUUUUUAUCUCGACCUUCUGGUCAAGGUUUUUUAACUCAACAACCAUCGCACCAGGGACUUUUAUUACAACAGUCUAGUUCUAGCGGUUUACCACAUCAAUCAAAUCCUGAUUAUUUAAGUCAGACUGGACAAUUUCCAUCACUGCAUGACCAACAGAACAACAUGAUCAUGAAUAUAAACGAAGAGAUUUAUUCUUGUACAAGUCUGUUGUCUGAUGAAGAAAUGGCAUGUACCUCUAUGGAAUCAGACUUUGUACCUGAUCAACAACAAUAUAAUGCUAGAGACAGUUCUGUGGUUGGAGAUUCCACACCUACUAUAGAUCUUGUGAAGUGUUACUGUCGGCCAUCAUGGGAAGGCACCUUUGACAUGAAACCAUAUGUGUCAGACUAUUAUUAAUGAAUUUACCGUGGAAACGCAGCUGAAUGUGGCAGUCAACUAUUGAUGAUCACGUGUUCAUGAUUUACUCCAUACUUUAGUCUCAUUUGCCAUUAUAUAUUCACAAUAUUCUUGUUACCAAAGUUUUGGUAAUUUUUUAUUCAAAAUAAAAAAAUUGUAUUGGGCCAAAGGCCUAUGGAAGCCUUCUCCAGUAUACGUAUUGUUAAGACUAUUUUGUUGCAGGUUUAUAUUAGUUAUUUUUAAAGUAUUUUAUUUUAUACAUAUAUCAACAAUGUUUUUUUCAUUGGUGAGGUUUAAAUUAUCUUUUAAAGUUGAUAGAAGUACUUUACAUAAUAAAGAUCACUGUCCUAAUAUUUUUUUAAGCUAAAAAAGGGAUAGUUGCUCAAACUUAAGGAACAUAAUAAUAGAAUUUUAAGUAAUACCAUAAAUUCUAGUUCUCAUUGAGUAAAUUUUCAAUAGAUACUUGUACCUAGGUUUUUUUAUCAGAUUGUUUUAAUGCAACAACUUUAUUUUAUCAGGAUAUUUCUAGUAUUAUGUUCAGAAUUUUUUUUAAAAUUUUGUUUACUCAUGUUUUUUUUUAAAUUGAAAAGUUUGAAUUAUUUUUAAUUUACGAAUGAAUGGUAUAAAGGGGAAUUUUAUACAUGAUAACAUUGCAACUAAAUUUUAUAUGUUUCCUGUCAUUUAAUAAUGUCUUCUUCAAGGGUUACAGCUUUUGAUAUGUUCUAGUUGUCACAUCCAAUGAAGUGUUCUAUACUGAAUCUGUAUUUACACUAAGCCAUAUUCAUAGGGGCAGCUAUAUUUAUAAAUCAGUGCUACAUUGUGUUAAACAUUAUAAUUAUUGCUCAUUAAAGCCUGAUAGAUUGAGGUUAUAUAUUCAUAGUGUGGUAAACAACAGAUUUUAUACAUUUUCUUGUUGAUUGAGAAUUUCGUAAAGUUUGUUAUGUCUUAAUGUUAGAUCUGUAUAUUGUUAGUGUUCUCAUUGUAAUUUUUUACGAAGUAAAGUUUAUAUUGUCA
This is a messenger RNA of Mytilus trossulus (common blue mussel), 1833 nucleotides long. RefSeq lists its product as uncharacterized. NCBI's taxonomy places the organism in Eukaryota, Metazoa, Mollusca, Bivalvia, Mytilida, Mytilidae. Bases 25 to 819 code for a protein of 264 amino acids. The transcript is spliced from 6 exons. The record is from RefSeq and is a predicted model, not a curated record.